This is a messenger RNA of Impatiens glandulifera, 2396 nucleotides long. RefSeq names its product putative wall-associated receptor kinase-like 16. The transcript has 4 exons. Gene Ontology annotation, molecular function: calcium ion binding; protein serine/threonine kinase activity; ATP binding. Lineage: Eukaryota; Viridiplantae; Streptophyta; Magnoliopsida; Ericales; Balsaminaceae. The coding region runs from base 1 to 2262 and encodes 753 amino acids. Gene Ontology annotation, cellular component: plasma membrane. The record is from RefSeq and is a predicted model, not a curated record. Gene Ontology annotation, biological process: protein phosphorylation; cell surface receptor signaling pathway.
AUGAACAUCUUGCACCUUAAAAUGUUACUUAUAAUACUCGUCAGUAUUAACUUCUUAGUGCCAAUUCUCGCCCAAAACCAACCGGGAUGCUUAGAUCGGUGUGGAAAUAUUUCAAUCCCAUACCCAUUUGGCGUGAGCAAAGGUUGCUUCAUUGGUUCCUCAUUCCUCGUGAAAUGCAACAAAACCACUAAUAAGCUUUUCCUAGGUAAUAUCGAAAUCCUUGAUAUAUCCAUCCUCGGAGAGCUACGUAUUCUAUCUUGGAUUGGACGCGAUUGUUAUAAAAAUAAAAUUUCUAUUGAUCGACAAAAUCCACGACUAAGAGUCAGGAAGUUCUAUGUCUCAUCUCUUAAGAAUAAGUUUGUAGCAUUUGGCUGUGACACACAUGCCGUGAUUACGACAUCAUCUAAUACGGGACAAAGGCACGAUGCAACGGGUUGCAUGUCCCUGUGUAACAACAUAAGUGACAUCACAGAUGGGAUUUGCUCGGGCAUUGGGUGUUGUGAAGCUUCUAUUCCCAAAAGGGUCAAAACCUUCAAUAUACAAGUCAGAAGUUACAACAAUCACUCUUCUGUAGAGAGCUUUAAUCCAUGUAGCUAUGGCUUUGUUGCUGAACAAGGAACUUACACUUUCUCUUCAAACGUCUUGGGGAAUUCUUUCGCUCUCACAAAUGUUACACACCCGAUGAUACUAGAAUGGUCGAUAGGAGACUCCAACUGCGAUCAAGCCAAGAUCAAUGCCACAACUUAUGCGUGCAAAGACAAUACUAACUGCCAAGACUUCGAUAAUGGAAGUGGAUACCAAUGCAAUUGUUCUAUUGGCUACCAAGGAAACCCAUAUCUUGGUUGCACCGAUAUUGAUGAGUGUGAGCUUUCAAGGCCAUGCAACAUGACAUGCACAAAUUUACCAGGUACAUACAAGUGUAGUUGCCCUUAUGGAUAUGAAGGUGAUGGCGAGAAAAAUCCAGGUUCAUCGGGUUGUCGUCGUAUUCCCAAAAACAAAGUUCCUUGGAGCAACAUUGCACUUGGUGUUAGUAUAAGCAUAUCAUGUCUACUUCUUGGGGCAUCAUGGAUAUAUUGGGCUUUCAGGAAAAGGAAAAUCAUCAAGCUAAAAGAGAAGUUCUUUGAACAAAACGGGGGCAUUAUGUUGCGUCAACAGCUCUUCAAUCCAGAAGGGGAAGCACAAAAUACUACUCGUCGUUCUUCCAACAUCUUUGGGGAAGAUGAACUCAAGAAGGCUACAAGUAACUACCACGAGAGUCGAAUUCUCGGCCAGGGAGGCCAGGGAACCGUGUAUAAAGGAGUAUUGACUAAUGACACUAUAGUUGCAAUCAAGAAAUCCAAACAAGUUGACAAAACCCAAAUCGAUCAAUUCAUCAACGAAGUUAUAAUCAUCACCCAAAUCAAUCAUAGAAAUGUGGUGAAGCUCAUCGGUUGUUGUUUGGAGACAGAGGUUCCCAUGCUAGUCUAUGAAUAUGUUAGCAAUGGAACUCUAUACGACCAUAUCCAGCAAGGCGAUCAUAAAAGACCUUUGCUUUCGUGGACAAACCGUUUGAGGAUUGCAACUGAAACAGCAGGUGCCCUGUCUUACUUACACGGAGCUGCUUCCAUACCCAUCAUCCACAGAGACAUUAAAUCGACAAACAUACUCUUAGAUGAGAAUUAUACUGCAAAAGUGUCGGAUUUUGGAGCUUCCCGUUUAAUCCCCAUGAAUCAAACUCAAUUGACAACAUUGGUUCAAGGUACACUUGGAUAUUUAGAUCCUGAAUAUUUUCAUUCUAGUCAGUUAACCGAGAAGAGCGACGUGUAUAGUUUUGGAGUGCUUUUGAUUGAGUUGAUGACAAGCAAGAAGGCACUAGACUAUGAAAGGCCAGAGAAAGAGAGAAACUUGGCCAACUAUUUUAUCGCGUCCUUCAAAGAAGACUGUUGGCAUGAAAUUGUGGAUCAAAAGAUGAUAGAGGAGUCUUCAGAAUAUAACCAACUGUAUGAAGUUGCAAAGUUGGCUAUACAAUGUCUUAAGCUUCAAGGUGAUGAGAGGCCAACUAUGAAAGAAGUGGCAAUGGAGUUAGAAGGUUUAAGAAUCAUUCAAAAUCAUUCAUGGUCAUGGAGGAAUCAUCAUAACAAUCAAUACAAUCCAGAAGAGGUUGAAGGUUUGUUAGUCCAUGAGGUACCAGAUCACAAUUCCUACGAAGAAAGUAGUAUCUAUUCUGCAAAUUAUGAUACCAUGAGGAACCAUGCCAUAACACCAUUGGAGGGUGGAAGAUAAAUCAUCAUCAUCAUCUAUUCAAAAAUAAUAUCAACCCAUUCUUAAUUUGGUAAUGCAUCAUCUUUAUAAAGUGUAAUUCCUUUAUUUUAUCCUUUUUUUUGUAUCAUAUUGGAUUUCAAUCAAAAUUUUAUGCA